Molecule: messenger RNA, 753 nt
Organism: Gigantopelta aegis
Lineage: Eukaryota; Metazoa; Mollusca; Gastropoda; Neomphalida; Peltospiridae
Exons: 5
Coding region: 95-601 (168 amino acids)
Source: RefSeq, a predicted model, not a curated record
CGUGGUCAUGUAACAGUGGCGUGACGUCACUCAAUAGUAACCACGUCUUACAGCGUGAUCGUUGGUGGUCAUUGGUCAAAUCGACGCCAGAACAAUGCCGAAGAAAGAGAAAAAUAUCAAACUACCCGUUAACGCAGGACCAGUGAAGCCAAAUCCGCCAGCAUCAAUUAAAAAUGAAGCAACUUACAAAAAAGAAGUUGAAAAGUUUGUCGAUUCUCUGCUGGAAUCUGACUGGCAUCCAUAUUGCGGUCGGCCUCGUUCUGAUCUGCACGGCUAUUUCGUCAUCUUCCGGUGGGUGAACAAGGACAAGCUGUGGGUGCCGCUCUUCGCAGAUGUCGGCCAAGUGACCAAUCGGAUCAACCAGAUCUUCAGCGGCAAACACGCCGAGCCAAUCAGCAGAUACCUCUCAUCGUUCCCCAAGGAGCACCGGAAACUCAUCUGGAUCAAGUGGCAGCAAUUGGCGUUGGAGGAAGAGCUGCCGGAAUUGGACGAGGUGUUGAAAGUAGUGGCUAUGAAGUACAACAACGGCGAACGACCGGCCUUCAACUUCGAUAAAGAUGACCUUCAGGGACUUCCGUCAAAUUUUAGCAUUCUUGGUUAAUGCUCAUUUCGGUACAUACUGAUGUGUUACAGCACAGUCAUUCUCCCGGAUUCAGUGCUAGAUGCCAACAUAUUUACAUGACUGCCAAAAUUGAUAUUUCAUGGAAUAGCUUGUUACGCACAUGAUAAAAGUAAUAAAGUAUAUAGUAUCGA